GGCGGUGAUGGGAGUCCCAAAAUGGCUGCGCCCGUCUGAGAACUUUGGAGGGAGACCGCGCUGCUGCUCCUGCUGCUGCUGUCGCUAUUCAGGGAGAGACACGGGGAAGAGCCGCUGGAGCCGAGGCCCGCAGCCGACCGCGCUUUCCUGUGUCCCUCAGGCUUGGGCCAAUGCUGAACAAAGUUUGGAAUUGGGAAAUAAUGUUGAUAUUUGGAACUCAUGUCGAACAUCUAUGAAGAGAGGGUAACAAUGAUUGCAGCAGGGGAUUUGCAGGAGUUUGUCCCUUUUGGCCGUGACCACUGCAAGCACCAUCCUAAUGCGCUGAACCUGCAACUUCGGCAGCUGCAACCAGCCUCAGAACUUUGGUCCUCGGAUGGAGCAGCUGGUUUGGUGGGAUCCCUUCAGGAAGUGACAAUCCAUGAGAAACACAAGGAAAGUUGGCAGUUAAGGAAGGGCAUCAGUGAUGUUGGGGAAGAAGUAGAAUAUGAUGAAGAGCUGUAUGUGGCCGGCAAUAUGGUCAUUUGGAGCAGAGGGAGUAAAAACCAAGCUUCUGCAGUGUACAAAGCAUUUACUGUUGACAGCCCUGUUCUGCAGGCAUUGUGGUGUGAUUUCUCUAUACCCCAGGAUAAGUCUGACAAAACAGAAGAUUGUAACGAAGUAGUAGAAAAGUGUAUCUGUAUAUUACAGAGCUCUUGCAUAAAUAUCCACAGCAUUGAAGGAAAGGACCACAUUGCUUCUCUGCCCUUUCAGGUAGCCAAUGUGUGGCCAACAAAAUACGGCUUGUUGUUUGAACGUAGUAGUUCUUCGCACGAAGUGCCUCUAAGUCCAACCAGAGAACCUUUGCCCACCAUGUUCAGCAUGCUACAUCCGUUGGAUGAAAUAACACCAAUGGUUUGUAAGUCAGGAGCAGGUUUGUUUGGCUCUGCCAGAGUACAGUAUGUUGCCGACUACGCUAUGAGAAUUGUUUUCCUCAAUGCUGAGCCUUCCAUCCUAAUGACGUAUGAUGCCACUCAGAGUUUACAUACCAUCUGGGCACUUCGUAGAGUAAAAGCAGAGGAGCAGAGUGCUGUCUUAAAGUUUUCCGAGCAGGUGGGGACCCCGCAGCCUGUAGCCACCAAUAGCUCCUUCACUGCCCACCUUAGGAAUCUGUCUAAGGGUGACUCACCUGUGGCUUCCCCAUUCCAGAACUAUUCCUCUAUUCACAGUCAAAGCAGGUCGGCAUCGUCCCCCAGCAUCCACUCCCGCUCACCUUCCAUAUCCAACAUGGCUGCUCUGAGCCGAUCUCACUCCCCGGCCUUAGGGGUGCAUUCUUUCUCAGGAGUCCAGAGGUUCAACUUCUCCAGUCACAUGCAGUCCCCCAAGAGGCACAGUGCCUUCCAUUCUCCAAGCAGUGCGACUGACUCCUUCCUUGCCCCAGAAACUGAGCUCAUUGUUCCAGAGCUGUGCAUAGACCAUCUAUGGACUGAGGCCUUCACUACCUCGAGAGAGAAGAACUGUCAAGCCUCCAAAGUAUUUAUUACAACUGACCUUUGCGGGCAAAGGUUUCUUUGCUACUUAGUGGAGUCUCAGCUUCAGUUGCGCUGUGUAAAGUUUCAACAGAGUAAUGACAUGUCACAGUUGAUCUUUGGCUCCGUUACUAACAUCCAGGCAAAGGAUGCUGCUCCAGUUGAAAGCAUCGACACAAUGCUGGUUCUGGAAGGUAAUGGAAACUUAAUCCUCUACACUGGAGUAGUUCGGGUAGGAAAGGUUUUCAUACCUGGUUUGCCGGCUCCAUCACUGACGAUGUCAAAUCAAAUGCCUCGCCCAAGCACUCCUUUGGACAGUAUCAACACCCCUUCCAAGUCUUUGAAUAAGCACCUUGGACCCUUAGAUGAGCAUGGAGCGUUGUCCCCUGUUCCAGAACUGAGGGAUUCUUCCAAACUUCAAGAUUCCUCUUAUAUUGAUGAUUGUACUUUUCAGCAACUUGCAACUUUUGUUCAUUCUGUGAGAGAUCCUGUCCAGAACAGAGUGACUCUGGAACUCAGCAAUGGCUCCAUGGUUAGAAUUUCCAUACCAGAAAUUGCAACUUCAGAAUUAGUCAAAAGAUGUUUACAAGGUAUUAAGUGUAUCCUGCCCAAAGAAGUAGCCGUUCAAAUGCUUGUCAGGUGGUAUAAUGCUUACAAUGCACCGGGCGGACCAAGUUACUACUCGGAGUGGAAUUUAUUUGUUACCUGCCUCAUGAACAUGAUGGGCUACAACACGGACAGAGUGGCAUGGACUCGUAAUCUUGAUUUUGAAGGAUCCCUUUCUCCAGUCAUUGCCCCCAAGAAAGCCCGGCCUUCAGAGACAGGAUCAGAUGAAGACUGGGAAUAUCUGCUCAAUUCUGACUAUCAUAAAAAUGUUGAAUCGCACCCUUUGGCCAAAGCUCUCCGACUGGAUCCGCUGGAAGCAAAAUUUCCCAGAGACAACCUCUCGCAUAACCACUGCUUGGAUUCCACCACUCUUCUCUUCCCCCACAUUCCAGCUAUUUUCUCUGUGCUCCAUUUAAUCUAUGAGGAGCUCAAGCUGAAUUGCUUGAUGGGUGAAGGAAUUCAUUCUCUUGUUGUCCUUCUGGUUCAACUGGCAAGAGACUUGAAACUAGAAGCUUAUCUUGAUUAUUACUACAGAGACUAUCCAGUGCUUGUAAAGACCUCCAGUCAAGUGUGCGUAAUUGAUCCAGCCCAAACAGGUUUCAUGCAUCAUCCGUCCUUUUUUUCGGCUGAACCUCCAAGUAUCUUCCAGUGGCUAAGUUCCUGCCUGAAGGGAGAAAGUAUGCCACCCUACCCUUACUUGCCUGGAAUCUGUGAAAGGAGCAAACUAGUAGUGCUGAGUGUUGUGCUAUAUAUCCUUGGUGAUGAAAGAGCUGUUUCAAAUGAAGCAUCCAACUAUCUGUCCAGAAUAACUUCAGGGCAGCGAAAGCAACAAACUGAACAGGAGGAAUCUCGGUGCAGUUUUAGGCAUAGCACGUCUGCUUCCAGUCUUGCGGAAAAGCUAGUUGUCUGGAUGACAAAUGUAGGAUUCACCUUAAGAGAUCUGGAGUCCUUACCAUUUGGAGUCGCUCUUCCUAUCAGAGAUGCAAUAUAUCACUGCCGACAGCAGCCUGCCUCUGACUGGCCAGAAGCAGUCUGUCUUCUGAUUGGCCGUCAAGAUCUUUCCAAACAGGCGUGUGAGGGAAACUUGCCAAAGUGUAAAGCUUCUGACACCCAGGUGCUCUCGUCUGAAAUGCCCUCAACAGCAGAGUCAGAAGAGGAUGACGAUGGGAUGAAUGAUAUGAACCAGGAAGUGAUGUCGCUAAUAUGGAGUGAAGACCUGAGAGUGCAAGAGGUGCGCAGGCUUCUGCAGAGUGCCCACCCUGUCCGCGUCAAUGUAGUUCAGAUGCCAGAAGUCAGUGACCACGAAUAUAUAGAAGAAAAAGAAAACCGGCUACUGCAGCUGUGCCAGCGGACAAUGGCGCUGCCUUUGGGAAGAGGAAUGUUCACUUUGUUCUCUUAUCAUCCAGUUCCAACAGAACCGUUGCCUAUCCCGAAGUUGAACCUGACAGGCCGGGCUCCUCCUAGGAAUACCACAGUGGAUCUCAACAGCGGAAACAUAGAUGUGCCUCCUAACAUGGCUUGCUGGGCAAACUUUCACAAUGGUGUCGCUGCUGGACUGAAGAUAGCACCAGUGUCCCAAAUAGAUUCCGCAUGGAUUGUCUACAACAAACCCAAAAAUGCAGAACUAGCCAAUGAAUAUGCAGGCUUCCUCAUGGCCUUGGGUUUGAAUGGCCACCUCACAAAGCUUGCAACACUCAACAUCCAUGACUACUUGACAAAGGGUCAUGAGAUGACGAGUAUUGGGCUGUUGCUUGGAGUAUCAGCUGCCAAGCUAGGCACGAUGGAUAUGUCAAUCACUCGGCUGCUCAGUAUCCACAUACCUGCACUGCUACCACCAACUUCCACCGAGCUGGAUGUCCCUCAUAAUGUGCAAGUGGCAGCCGUGAUAGGGAUAGGUUUGGUGUACCAAGGCACAGCUCACAGGCACACUGCUGAGGUUCUGCUGUCAGAAAUAGGACGCCCCCCAGGUCCCGAAAUGGAGUAUUGCACUGACAGAGAGUCCUAUUCGCUGGCUGCUGGCUUAGCGUUGGGCAUGGUUUGUCUUGGCCAUGGCAGCAACUUGAUAGGCAUGUCGGACCUCAAUGUGCCUGAGCAGCUUUACCAGUAUAUGGUUGGGGGCCACCGGCGGUUUCAGGCUGGAAUGCACCGUGAAAAACACAAGUCUCCGAGUUACCAAAUUAAGGAAGGAGACACCAUAAACGUAGAUGUGACUUGCCCAGGUGCAACUCUGGCACUAGCAAUGAUCUAUCUAAAGACUAACAACAGGUCUAUCGCUGACUGGCUUCGAGCUCCAGACACAAUGUAUUUGUUGGACUUUGUGAAACCAGAAUUUCUUUUACUAAGGACACUUGCCCGAUGCUUGAUUUUAUGGGAUGACAUGCUGCCCAGCUCUAAGUGGAUCGACAGCAAUGUGCCGCAGAUUGUGAGGGAGAACAGCGUAUCCCUUCAUGCAACUGAAAUGCCUUCAUCAGAAGACCUGAAUUUGGAGACUCUGGCGCAGGCUCAUGUCUACAUCAUUGCUGGGGCCUGUUUGUCUUUGGGCUUUCGAUUUGCUGGUUCAGAAAAUCUGGCUGCCUUUAAUUGCUUGUACACAUUUGCAAAAGAUUUCAUGAAGUGUUUGUCCUCGGCUACAGCUUCCAUAGCAGGUCACUACAACUUGGAGACUUGCCUGAGCGUGGUGUUGCUCUCCCUUGCAAUGGUGAUGGCAGGAUCUGGAAACUUGAAGGUCCUCCAGCUCUGUCGUUUCAUGCACAAGAAGACUGGUGGGGAGAUGAACUAUGGAUUUCAUAUGGCCCAUCAUAUGGCCCUUGGACUCCUUUUUUUGGGAGGGGGAAGGUACUCACUUAGCACUUCCCGUUCUUCAAUCGCUGCUCUUCUUUGUGCGCUCUAUCCUCACUUCCCAGUUCACAGUACCGAUAACAGGUAUCACCUUCAGGCCUUGCGGCAUCUCUACGUCCUUGCAGCAGAACCCAGGCUCCUUGUCCCUGUGGAUGUGGAUACAGAUACUCCUUGCUAUGCGCUGCUAGAGGUUACUUACAAGGGAACUCAGUGGUAUGAAGAAACAACCGAAGAACUAAUGGCGCCCACCCUUCUCCCUGAACUGCACUUGCUGAAGCAGAUCAGAGUGAAAGGUCCUCGAUACUGGGAACUACUAAUUGAUUUAAGCAAAGGCACACACCAUUUAAAAUCAAUUCUUUCAAAAGACGGAGUCCUGUAUGUAAAAUUGAGAGCUGGGCAGCUUUCGUACAAGGAGGACCCAAUGGGUUGGCGAAGCCUGUUGGCACAAACGGUCACUCACCGGAACACGGAUGCCCGUGCAUUCAAGCCAGAAGCUAUUUCUGCUUUUACCUCUGAUCCUGCGCUGCUUUCAUUUGCUGACUACUUUUGCAAACCAGCUGCAAAUAUGGGGCAAAAACAGGAAGUGUUUGACCUUUACUCAUCUAUCCUCUAUGAGUGUGUUACUCAAGAGAAUCCAGAGAUGCUGCCGGCUUACAUUGCAAUUGACCAGGCUGUAAGAAGAUUAGAAAAAAGAGAAAUGUCAGAGACAUUUGACUUGUGGCAGAUAAAAUUGGUUCUAGAAUUUUUUAAUUCCAGAAGUCAUCAGGAGAGAAUGAGGAAAAAUCCACAACGAGGGCUUUUUAUGAACUCUGAGUUUUUGCCUGUGAUGAAGUGUUCUAUUGAUAAUACCUUGGAUCAAUGGCUGCAAGCUGGAGGUGAUGUCUGCUUGCACUCCUAUUUAAGUGGACAGCCUACUGAUGAAUCUCAGUUAAGCAUGUUGGCCUGUUUCCUCAUAUACCAUUCUGUCCCAACACCAGGGCAGCUUUUAGCUGGAGGCUUGGAAGGUAGUGCAAGCUUCUCUGAAUUGCUGUUGAAAUUCAAGCCACUGAGAAUGCCAGUCCGUGCACUGCUAAGACUCGCACCCCUGCUGCUGGGAAAUCCACAGUCAAUGGUUUUGUGAAAGCGACAACUUGAAUUUGAUACAACCGAGUGACCAAACUCCACUACCAAUAUAGUAUUUGACAUUAGAUGAAAGAUGCAUUGAUGAAGUCUGCUUUGUUUUUUAAGUUUACAAACUUACAUUUAAUAUGUUUUCCAUUCCCUUUUUAUGUUUUGAGAGUGAUAAAGAGAGGUUUAUAUAUUGUUGGACUGUUGACAUGCCUGUGUUAAUUAAUACAUAUACUUUUUGUAAAUAAAGCUUGUU
This is a messenger RNA of Rhineura floridana, 6312 nucleotides long. RefSeq names its product anaphase promoting complex subunit 1 (gene ANAPC1). NCBI's taxonomy places the organism in Eukaryota, Metazoa, Chordata, Lepidosauria, Squamata, Rhineuridae. Gene Ontology annotation, biological process: protein K11-linked ubiquitination; anaphase-promoting complex-dependent catabolic process; metaphase/anaphase transition of mitotic cell cycle. The record is from RefSeq and is a predicted model, not a curated record. Gene Ontology annotation, molecular function: molecular adaptor activity. Bases 220 to 6069 code for a protein of 1949 amino acids. Gene Ontology annotation, cellular component: anaphase-promoting complex. The transcript is spliced from 49 exons.